GAAACGCCAAAUUGUGCCAUUUGCAAUGCACCGGGCACCCCCGAAUGUCCAUGUGAAGCAGAUAGAUUGAAGAUUGCAGUCGAACAAGCACAGAGGCGAGCUUUGGAUCCUCGCUUGGCGGAGAUACGAAGUUGGGUUAUUGAUCACGCACGAGAGGCUGUUCUUAUCAGACAUCAACAAAUGACAAAAGUCCGAAAUACAGCACAUACCACAUAUCUCUCAUCUCUGCCAUACUAUAGCAUAUACAUGCAAUACUCGGGUAACCCACCUCUCCAUCCAGUCGCAGUCCAACAACUACAACAUCAGAUCCGUGAAGCUCACGCCGAGCUCAAACGAGGUAUCGAUGCCGACUGGAGAGCAUCGAUCCAGCGAUAUCCAGAGGUACUUGACUACUUUUUCAGCCUUGUUGAACUGAGACUACCUAAUCACCCCCUUGGGUCUAUGGAGCCACCGCCUUUCGGAGCA
Pseudovirgaria hyperparasitica is the source of this 465-nucleotide messenger RNA. RefSeq lists its product as uncharacterized. The transcript has 3 exons. The record is from RefSeq and is a predicted model, not a curated record. The annotation marks the transcript as partial. NCBI's taxonomy places the organism in Eukaryota, Fungi, Ascomycota, Dothideomycetes, Acrospermales, Acrospermaceae.